Ceraceosorus guamensis is the source of this 1834-nucleotide messenger RNA. RefSeq lists its product as hypothetical. The record is from RefSeq and is a predicted model, not a curated record. The transcript is spliced from 3 exons. Bases 242 to 1693 code for a protein of 483 amino acids. NCBI's taxonomy places the organism in Eukaryota, Fungi, Basidiomycota, Exobasidiomycetes, Ceraceosorales, Ceraceosoraceae.
AUGAUCCGAAGGUGCGCAUGUUGAUCGAAGGAAGCGAGAUGAUAUGAGAGAUGUUACUUGGCCUUUCUUUUCCCUUCUCCUCCUCCAUCAUCUUUCGUGAUCACCUCGCUCUCCUCCCCAUACUUUCCCCCCCUCUUUCUCGCUCCAUCCAGGGCUGGCACCCUACCGUGCAGGACACGUACAACCUUAUACCUUUUCCCCCUUCAUCAUCGGCACCGGUUGUCACUUUACACAUUCCACAAUGGUCUCACACAUGGCGGGCACAGCCAGAGCGUUGCUGGACGACAGCAUCAACUCGUUCAUGGACACUUUGGCCUCCGCUACUUCGUCCUUGACGGAUGCGCCUACCAGCACCUCUUCCUCUCACAAAGGCAAGAGCAGCAGCCGGUCUGACCACGUUUCAGCUUCCAAUGACGACAACAAGGUUACGAAAACGCAUACGGUGACUACGACUGGCUGGGAGGAAAAGGCGGCAACUUCGAUCGAUGACAAGCACCAGACGCACACUUCCACCACGCUCGUACCCGCGACGCGCACGACUGUCAGCACCGCGAUUCAUCUCAAGUCUACGCCAGCGGUGACCAUCACAAUGUCGUUGGGAGAUGACUUGAAGACAUUCACCAUGACCCACUCUGCCGGCCUCACUCAACCCACCUCUUGGGCAGACAGGCUCGCAAUGGCCGAGGCUUCGGACGACGAGAAGCAAGCUUGGGCGGAUGAGCACGACGGCGAACAGAAACCGGAAGAUGACGACAAUCCGCUCUGGCUUGUGACCAAUGACGACGAGACGGAUGAUCUCUCCAACGAGGAGAUUGACAGCGCCAACAGCGAAAUCAGAAAAGCGACGAGCGAAGCUUGGAACCCGACCUCGCUCGGCCUUUUGCCAAUGACCACCGUCACCUUCACAAACACGGCGUCCACACCGCUCGCUACCUCUCUCCUUGGCGCAUCACGCGCAACAACCAUCGCCCCCAAAGCGACGGUGACGGCAGUGGUCAAGGACACGGAGCAAUGCGACAUUAUGGACCUCGAUUGCUUUCUGGACAGCAUGACUGCCGCUCCUGCCAAACCCACCAGCACCGACUCGUUUGGACAUGCGCAAUACGACCGAGUAGGCUCAAACGGUCAGCAGGACAACGGUCCCAAUCUGAGCGUCGGCGCCAUUUGCGGGCUGGCUGGUGGCAUCUUUUUGUUCUUCCUGCUUGGCGCCAUCGUCAUCGCAUGGACGCGUCGUCGUGCACACGACCGCAAAGAGCUCAUGCCGCACAGGCACGGCCAUGAUGGGGAGCACGGCUCCUGGGUCGAUCAGGGCGGCAUCUACGGGGCCUCUCACCAGCAAAGACGUUCGUAUUUUCAUCCUGCCCACGAGCCGCAAGCAUCGUACACGUACGGAAACGUUGGCAACGGAAUGGCGCCACCCGUAGCUCAAGCAGCUGCCGGUGCGAGAUCACCACCUGCUGGCUACCGCGUUCUGUCAUCUCGCUUCAGCGACGCUACGGGUAGAUCUGAGGAGCAGGAGCAACCGUACAUGUCUCAGUCUGGCCAUUUCCCCGUCGCAGCAAGCAUUCAGCAGCAGGACCCCUUUGCUGACAGCAACACGUUUGGCGGGUCGAGCCAAGGCCACGGAUCGCACGCUUCUCAUGCUCGGAGCAUCCCUCCGUCGUACGGACACGGUCGCAACAUUACGACGUGAUGACGGCAAGUCGAGCGAUGCCAGCCUCGGCACCUGCGCGCAACGUCAAGUGGGCGACCGCGAGCGGCGUCGCGCCUCCAGCGCAAGCUGGCACAUACACUCGAGGAAGCUUGGACGAGCAAAGAAACGUGCUGCCGCUGG